AUGCGCCAGGGAUUAUGGCCGGCGGGUCGCUCGGCUCUUUUAGGUGGCGUUUUGUUAGCCCUGAUUCAAGGGGCGGGACUUACUUUAAUACAGUUAUUAGUGCGCAACAACCGUAGCCGGCAUGUGGAGUUGGAGUGUUCUUACGCGUCAUCUUCGUCGUGGUUUGGUGGUUUGUUUGGUGGCAGGCGAGAGGAGGAGAAGCCGAAGUUGAAAGUUGAAGUGUUGGAGAGUUUUGAUUCGCUAAUGCCGCCUACUUUUGAGUUUCAGUGA
Molecule: messenger RNA, 270 nt
Organism: Helianthus annuus (common sunflower)
Lineage: Eukaryota; Viridiplantae; Streptophyta; Magnoliopsida; Asterales; Asteraceae
Product: mitochondrial import inner membrane translocase subunit TIM17-1
Exons: 1
Coding region: 1-270 (89 amino acids)
Source: RefSeq, a predicted model, not a curated record